AUGCAGUUCUCCAUUAUCUCCAUCGUCGCCGCGCUCGCCGCCACUGCUACUGCCACCUACGUUCCUACCAACGGAACUGCCACCUCUGGUGCUUACUACCCCACUGGUACCGGUGCUGCUGCCCCUACCGGAGCCAGGCCAACCUCAACCCUCCCCUUCACUGGUGGAGCCGCAAACAUUGGCAGCUCAGCCCUUGGUCUCAUCGUAGCUGGUGGUGUCGCCAUCAUGCUAUAA
Alternaria postmessia is the source of this 234-nucleotide messenger RNA. RefSeq lists its product as uncharacterized. The transcript is spliced from 2 exons. The record is from RefSeq and is a predicted model, not a curated record. NCBI's taxonomy places the organism in Eukaryota, Fungi, Ascomycota, Dothideomycetes, Pleosporales, Pleosporaceae. Bases 1 to 234 code for a protein of 77 amino acids.